Molecule: messenger RNA, 1521 nt
Organism: Hyaloscypha bicolor E
Lineage: Eukaryota; Fungi; Ascomycota; Leotiomycetes; Helotiales; Hyaloscyphaceae
Exons: 2
Coding region: 1-1521 (506 amino acids)
Source: RefSeq, a predicted model, not a curated record
AUGUCUCGCAACUUGCAACGCAAAUCCGCUGUGACUCCUGCCCAGAAGACGGUGCAGAAGAGUUCUAUACCUACCGACGAUUCCUCUGAUGAGGAUGGCUAUGAAGGGGUGGACCAGAUCUCUGACUCUGAGGAGGAUGAGCCAGAUGUUGAGGCGGCCGAGGAGGACGUGAUUAGAGCCUUCGAAGAAGAAGGUCUAACUCCUCGGCCGGAAUCAGAUGACGAGAGUGUGAUGGAUCUACCAUCACCAAGCUUUUUCAACGAGCAUGUCGAAGCCAUCGAACCAAACUACUCCAGCGGCUCCUCUAACACCGCCGGGUCACCAGACCGACGCGUCCACUUCGAUCUUUCGGAUGAUGACAGUGAAUCUGGAGAUGACAAAGAAUACCCGGAUAUCACAUUUUUUGAUCUCGACAGCCUUGCCCCUCAUUUCCGUCAGAUGAUUGAUGAAGAUGUGGACAAGGAGGCGAAUUCAGACAACGAAGGAUGGUGGCCAUCAGAGGAAAGUGAAGAAGAUGUUGCGGAUGAGGGGGAAGCUACGGACAGCGACAGUUCAGAUUCAUCUGGUUAUCUAACGGAUGAAGGUGAAACUACUGAUGAAGACAUCCCAACAACAGUCCAUGCUCCGACUAGAUCUGUUCUCCGACGUAUCUCUGAUGCCUCUUCCUCUGAAGAUGAAGCCCCUGCCCGUGGUCCGGUGCAAAAGAAGAGACCAAAGCUCUCGCCAUUCAUCCAUGAUGGCAGGAAGCGUUAUGCCAUGCUGGAUUCCACUGGCAAGAAGAUGAUUAUGUUCGGCCCCAAUCGUCGCUUCAGCGCAGAUGGGACAACCAAGCGUCCACAAUUACAGCAGAUCAACUACGAGCAAAUGGCUUUGAAUUCUUCUCCCAUGAUCAGCAACUCAGGGAACCUCAUGAUGACUGCUAUGUCAUACAGCCAAGACUUCUCGCUCUUUGGAGGUCAAGCUAUGGGCCCAUCAGAAGCUUUCUUCCCAUUCGAUGCCCCCAAUAUUCAGGACAACUCCUCCGUUGAAUACGAAGAUGAUGAGUCCGACCCUGAGGCAAAUCUGAACUUAGACACGUUCUUCGAUUUCGGGGAGGAGACCGACGAUGAGAACGAAGCUGAAGAACCCGUUGGCUCGCCCCUCGAACAAACCACACCUGCUCAAGCCACCCGCAUUCGAAGCGAAGACCAAGUCCACCCCCUCCUGCACCUCAACAGUGGUGUUGUCGGACAAUUCCGUGAAAAGCACACCCAUAAGAAUGUCAAGAAGCGCAACCAAGUCUCGACCGCGGCCCUCGCCUUCGAAGGUCCCUACAACCAAGGUCCCAUCCAAGGUCUCAAGCCAAACCGCAUCCGCCACGCCAACGAGCCCAUUACACCGAUGCCGAGGAAGCUCAAGCCUGCGAACACCAUCGGCUCGAGUCCCGGCAGUCCUCUGGCGAACGUGGCGCAGGCGAACAGGAAGCGCAAGUUCGAUGGCCAAGAGUUUCACGGGCAUAAGCGGAACAAGAGCGUGUUCUGA